AAUUAAAAUUAAUUCAAAAUAAUUAAGAAAAAAUGCCGAAAGUUAAAACAGAAAAGAAGUCUCGCAUACACAAUGAAGUCCAAAAGCAGGGUAUCGUAUUCAACAAGGAUUUCGGCCAGCAUAUUCUAAAAAAUCCCCUUGUCAUUACAAGUAUGCUGGAAAAGGCUGCAUUACGACCAACAGAUAUUGUUUUGGAAAUUGGUCCCGGUACUGGUAACAUGACAGUUCGUAUGUUGGAACGUUGUAAAAAAGUGGUGGCAUGUGAAAUUGAUACCCGCCUGGCUGCUGAAUUGCAGAAACGUAUACAGGGCACUCCGCUGCAACCAAAACUGCAAAUGCUAAUCGGUGAUUUCUUAAAGGCUGAACUUCCCUUCUUCGAUUUGUGCAUAGCCAACGUACCAUAUCAAAUCAGUUCUCCGCUUAUCUUUAAACUUCUACUGCAUCGACCAUUGUUCCGUUGCGCCGUGCUGAUGUUCCAACGGGAAUUCGCUCAACGUCUUGUGGCCAAGCCGGGCGAUAAGUUAUAUUGUCGUUUGAGUAUAAAUACCCAGCUAUUGGCACGUGUAGAUAUGCUAAUGAAAGUGGGUAAAAAUAAUUUCAAACCACCACCGAAGGUGGAAUCCAGUGUGGUACGUUUGGAACCCAAAAAUCCACCACCACCAGUGAAUUUCACCGAAUGGGAUGGUUUGACACGUAUUGCAUUUCUGCGUAAAAAUAAAACUCUGGCCGCUGCCUUUAAGACAAACUCGGUUAUGGAAAUGUUGGAGAAAAAUUAUAAAUUACAUUUAUCGUUGAAUAAUAUGCCCAUUGAAGAAAAUCUGAAUAUGCAAGAAAAGGUAAUUGGUAUAUUAACAAAACUGAAUAUGGAUAAUUUCCGUGCCCGUUCAAUGGAUUUGGAUGAUUUUAUGCGGCUAUUGUUGGCCUUCAAUUCUGAGGGUAUCCACUUCAAUUAG
Musca vetustissima is the source of this 953-nucleotide messenger RNA. Its product is annotated as probable dimethyladenosine transferase. Gene Ontology annotation, cellular component: mitochondrial matrix. Gene Ontology annotation, biological process: rRNA methylation. The transcript has 3 exons. Gene Ontology annotation, molecular function: rRNA (adenine-N6,N6-)-dimethyltransferase activity. Lineage: Eukaryota; Metazoa; Arthropoda; Insecta; Diptera; Muscidae. The coding region runs from base 33 to 953 and encodes 306 amino acids. The record is from RefSeq and is a predicted model, not a curated record.